GUUUCUGAUUUCUCUCUUUAAGUCAAAGGUCAUCUCUUCAAAGUGGAACACAGUCGAGUUAAGGUCCGGUUUCCUGUAGUUUCACAAUUCGAAGCCAUCACGAAUUACUCUCAUUCAAGCAAGAGACUUGUUUUAAACAAAUUACGAGAUUUGGCGAAAUCAAAAUCGGUUCAGCCAAAUGUCAUUUAAUUUGUGAAAUAACGCUUUUCGCCUUUUACUAGAUUGUUAAAUUCUUUAAAGACCUAAGAGAGAGAAAGUAAUUCCUUUCAAAUAUCAAAGACCUGGACAACAUCGUGUGCUGGUGUCAUCGAGAAGCUGGUUGCAUGCAGCAAUGAUGUGUGAGCGAAGUGUGGGGCCCUGCAGCUCUGCCGUCUUCUCUGUUGUGCUUCUCAUGCUCUGGGUAACCAUGGUUACAGGUCAAAUUCUACGAAAUGAAGUUCCCUGUUUGUCUGAAGGAGGAGUUUGCGCCGAAGGUUCAUCCUGUCCAGAAAUUAAAAGAUAUAAUAAAACUGGAUUAUGUCCUGAACAAGAGCCAGAAGGAGGAGUUUGUUGCAGUGAAAUACCAAGAGGUGUAACUGAAUGUCGAGAACAUGGGGGUCGUUGUGGACAAGCAGAAGAGUGUCGCAAUGUACAACAUUUUGGUCAACUCGAUUGUCAAGAAGGCAGCCAUUGUUGUCUUUUAAUAUAUUGAUUACAAAUCUGUAAAAAUUACAUCUGCAUACAGACUGAAUAUACAUAUAUCAUAUUUGUAUUAUAAAAUCUAAUAAUAAUAAAACUUUUACAAAAUUGC
Molecule: messenger RNA, 790 nt
Organism: Parasteatoda tepidariorum (common house spider)
Lineage: Eukaryota; Metazoa; Arthropoda; Arachnida; Araneae; Theridiidae
Product: U-scoloptoxin(19)-Tl1a
Source: RefSeq, a predicted model, not a curated record